AGCAGCCGUUAUUCAAGUUCAAAUUAAAUUAUCAAACCAAUAUGAAAAUUAUAAAUCAAUUAAAAGGCAUGUAUAUAUAGGCCUAUAGCCAAAUGGUUAGGACCAGAAGAGAAGUCGAAACUCGUUUUUCAAAAAUUGCACUUUACAUUAAAUACAUAACGGAAUAAUUACAAAGACAAUUUUUUAUAAAGAAAUAGAAACAAGUAAAAGAUCAUAAAAUACGUACACAUUCAAGAAGCAAUUACGAUGCAGGGACCCAUGCAAACAUACCGCAUACACACACACCCUCACACACGCAACCGACGCACACCUCCUCACACACUCAGAGCAAGAUCCUAUAUUUCAUUAAGUAGUUUGUUUUAAGUUUCUUUAAUCUACUGUAGAUGGUGUAGCACUAUCCUGGAUUGAAUUCUGUUAUUUAUUCCAAUAUUUGAUACAACUGGAGGAAAGAGAGAUUGCAAAUUACCGCAUGAAUUAAACAACACAACUGCGAGAAGCUAGGAGCGGGAAUUUUACUCAUAUUGUUAGCAAAAUAAUAAUGGCCGCACUCCUUGCUUUUAAUGAACGUCGUCAAAACAUUUUGUUACUUUCAACAAUUACAUAAUCCAUGCAUAUGGAAUCUUAAGAUAUAUGUAAGGAAGGUGUGUCUAUUUUGUUUAUAGAAAGACCUGUCUUAAAAAUGAUACUCGACUGUAUCAGUGUGUUAUAAAGUUAAAGGGAUAGUAUUCAAUUCGUCACAUUAAUUCUUAUACAUGACCAAUGCCAUUUUUCCUGAAUUCAAUGGUGAAAAGACAAAAUGACAAUAUCUGGACAGAGAUUUAAUCCCUGUCAUGCCUGUUGUAUCUGCAAAAGAGGUAUGAUAUUUUACAAAAGGGUAGUAAGAUCCUUCAUUUUUAAUCAAAUAAGUGACAAAUUUACCAAUAUGUCCGCGUCUGCUAGAAAGAAUUUUAUAAUUUUACCAAAUUCCUAUUUCAGACAUACCGGUACUUUCACUCAUACCAAAAAUAUUUCUUGACUUCCAUCUUCCCUUGCAUGUACACACUUCAGAGGUCUCAUUCUGACAUUCUCGGCUUAUAUCUCCACUAUGCAGGUUUUCCAGCUAACAUCGGUGGGACAUGCACGCCAGAACAGACUUGCAGUGGCCAAUGUCCAUGGACAGAAGGAAAUAGCGGGCGCCCUCCACUCUGCUUCUGUGACCAAGAUUGUCCAUUCUUCAACGAUUGCUGCAAAGACCACACCCAGUGCAGUCGCUACAGGACUCACGUUAGUGCUAUCCACUCACAAACACCCUCAAUUACAAGCACAAAUGUUACAUACAGCUGCGUCAGGGUGCGGAACUUCGUCGACAAAAAGGAGUGGCAGAUCAUCAGUGCCGGAAGGCCAGUCGAAAAGCUGCAAUAUGGAUAUUACAUUAUUGCAUCUUGUCCUACAAAGAUGUCUUCAGACACUGAUAGGAACUAUCGCAAGAUGUGUGAAGAUGAAAACCGCGACGUCAUAUUAAAUACACCUGUCUACGACCAUCAGGGACUCACGUAUAAGAAUAUGUUUUGCGCUCUCUGUAAUGGCUUGAGCAUACAGAAUAUUAAAUCCUGGAACGUUGAGUUUUCCAAAUGCAAUUCAUCAUUUAACAGUACUGGGUUAUGGACAGUAAACUCCGAAAUAGGGACUUCGGGUACGUUUACAAAGUGGGUGUCACUUGCAACAAAAUACUGCGAUGUAACUGUGACUGAACCAGCCAAAGCGAAACCCCUCCGCCGGUGCUUUCCAAAUCUUGUUUCUAAUUGUCCGAGUAGUUUCUUUGACCAGCGGAUUAGGACUUUGUGUCGGAGAUACCAGUCUGUAAUAGCAGCAAAUGGAAUCUACUACAGGAACAAGUACUGCGCUCAGUGUAACCUAGGCGUCGAAGUGCGAUGCAACAUUGUGCGGUAUGACCCACCUCAAAUCAGAUUUUACUCACUGAGGAUAGUAGCCGACUUCUCAAAGGGUGACUAUUACGUUAUAAAUCACGAGGGAGAAAGAUCGCUGGGAUUCCCACCUUGUCCCAAUCAGGAUCAAAUCUUUGACAUCUUUCUUGAGAAAUGUCGUGUAGUCAAUUGCGCAAAGGGAUAUCUUACCCCAUUUGGUGACUGUAUCAAGAUUCCCUCGACGAUUCCAACAUCAUGUGGACCAUUCAGGAAUACAAAGAGUGUUCGUAUCGAAACUCAGAUAUCCAACAAGUUUGACUUCAGAUCUAACGAGUGCUCUGAUAUGAUAGACUGGUGGUUGACAUGUGUUUCAGAAGUCCAGAGAGUGCGCUUAUCCUUCACUUUGAAUGAUCUUGUGGGGGAAUGUUCCGUUGACAAUAUUUACAAGAUAGCUAAUAUGUCAAUCACUACCACGAACAGCAGCGACCCAAGGGUGUCGACAUCAUUAUUGGGUCUUAUCAAUACCUUCAAAUCUCAACUGGAAAUCCAGUCAUUACCAUGCCAAACCUUAAACGUAGAUUUCCAACAAGGGUGCUUGUCUCUUCAUCGUGACCUCAUCGGGGCGGGAAAAUGUCGAGACGUCACCAUGAACUCUUCCCGAUCAGUAGAAUUCAAUGUCACUGAAAACCAGACGAGUGUUCCAACAAAUCUUAACGUUAGCUACCAGGCAAAGAUUCUUCAGAAUCUUAUAUAUGUAACGAGUUUCACGGAAACAGGUACCCAGGUACAUACGAGGCAAAGAGUUAUGGCAUGCAACCGUUUAGCGUUGGAUCAUGUGCCUUGUCCAGUAGACUCGGCGCCUUAUAGUGACUUCAUAGUCGUUCCUGUAAAAAACGGCCGGGAACGACUUAAAUACCUGCCGACGGAGAAAAUCAUCAAAGCUAAUCAAUAUGAGAUUACAGCAAAUGGAACAGUCUUGGUGUGCCACGGUGUCCUGGGGAAUACUUCGGCGUCCAUAUCCGAAGAAAGGAUACCUAUCUUCAGUUUUUCUUCUGCAGAGAUCCUUGUCAGUUGCUUCGGAUUAGGGCUUUCCUUGAUAAGCAUGCUCAUUACUUUCACAACCUACUUAGUGUUUCCCUCCAUGCGGAACCUUCCUGGUAAGACCGUUAUGUCUCUCAUUGUUGCUCUUUUCGUAGGUCAAGGGUUGUUCCUCUUCGGGGUUGGUGAGACACAGAACGAUACAAUCUGUACCGUGAUAGCCAUCAUUCUGCACUACGCUUGGCUCAGUGCCUUCACCUGGACCAAUGUUCUUGCUUUUCACCUGUCACAGAGCCUAGGAACAAGAGCAGGCUCCAUGAGGAAGCGUUUCGUGAUGGGCUCCAAGAUCUACAAGACAUUCCUUUUGUACUGCGCCUAUGGCUGGGGAGCACCUCUCGUUGUUGUUCUAGUUAGUGUCGCGGUUGAUUUCUGGAGCAAUGCAGAUUUCCAGUACGGGACCAUAGCGAGCUGUUGGAUUACUGGAGGUCUCGCGAACCUUUUAGCCUUCGGAGUACCCGUUGGCUUGACGUUGCUGGUCAACGUUGCUAUGUUCACUAACAUUGUAAGUGGGUUCCUCUCAAGAAGAACGCCGAGAAGUGGUCUGGAAGACGAGAGAAGGAGAAGGAGAAAAACGAGAAGAGAUACGAUGGUCUCAUUCAAGAUCGCCUUAUUAAUGGGGUUCACUUGGCUAUUCGCCUACAUCGCCGCUUGGGCAGCUAUAACGGUUCUCUGGUAUGUCUUCAUCUUGUUAAAUAGCCUUCAAGGUGUCUACAUCCUAACCGCAUUCACCUGUAAUAGAGGCACGUGUAAACUCUGGAGCACAAAAGUGAACAGAUUCCGUGAGAGAUGUUCCAAGAUGGUGACACGUACUACCAACAAUUCGAGUGGGCAUCACCGGUGCAUACGGGAAGAUGGGAGUCGCGAUGAACUCAGCGGUGACAUCUGCCAGGGCGAAGAAGCUAUGGAAGAGUGCAAGUUAAAAUUGAAAUGCAAUGAAGAUGCAGAACCUGACGCAGACAUUGAUGGAGCUCCUGAAUUAUCAAUCACACCAGUGUGAUCAAUGACUUGGCCUUUCGGGUUUCAUCGGUCGUCAGCCUUGCAGUUGGACAGUAUAGGACUGCACCGUGAAAAAGAUCAAAAGUACUGUUUCCAAAGAGAAGCGAUGAUACGGUAUAGAAUGAGCACUUCCAUUGACGAGUGGAUACCAUGCGCGACCAUGGGGUCUC
Molecule: messenger RNA, 4168 nt
Organism: Lytechinus variegatus (green sea urchin)
Lineage: Eukaryota; Metazoa; Echinodermata; Echinoidea; Temnopleuroida; Toxopneustidae
Product: adhesion G-protein coupled receptor G6-like
Exons: 3
Coding region: 1033-3999 (988 amino acids)
Biological process (GO): G protein-coupled receptor signaling pathway; cell surface receptor signaling pathway
Cellular component (GO): membrane
Molecular function (GO): G protein-coupled receptor activity
Source: RefSeq, a predicted model, not a curated record